Zymoseptoria tritici IPO323 is the source of this 1514-nucleotide messenger RNA. RefSeq lists its product as uncharacterized. Lineage: Eukaryota; Fungi; Ascomycota; Dothideomycetes; Mycosphaerellales; Mycosphaerellaceae. Gene Ontology annotation, biological process: lipid biosynthetic process. The transcript has 3 exons. Bases 255 to 1514 code for a protein of 419 amino acids. Gene Ontology annotation, molecular function: oxidoreductase activity; iron ion binding. The record is from RefSeq and is a predicted model, not a curated record.
UACUGCUAUUACAUUUGACCUUCAUACGCUCCUUCCAAAACGCAGACGACAGCAUCACAUUCCGCGCCUUCUUUCGCCUACAACCGACUUCGCCCGGCCUCUCUCCUGAUCCGUCAUCCGAUCGCGUGUACCGACGACGACGACAUCUUGCAGGCAUCAUAUAAGCACGCAUUGAGCUGAGGCAACAGAGCUUUCCGCGCCGCUCGGCGCUUUGAACACCUUACAUUCACAUCAUCAUACCACUCCCAAACCGAAUGCAGGUCUCCACGAUGGCCAAUGCGACGGUCGUCCUCAACGGCCUCCCUCCUCUCCCGGAAUAUACCCUCCGACCACAGUCACCUCUGAUUCCCGGCGUGCCCGAUGCCUACACGACUCUUGUUCUCCCGAUCAUUGCUUACUGGGGAGUGUCCAUGAUCUUCCACUGUAUUGAUGAGCUGGAUCUCUUCCCACAAUACCGCCUGCAUACACCAGCAGAGGUCCUCAAACGCAACCACGUCAGUCGCUGGGAUGUGUUUCGAGACGUGGUGAUACAACAAGUCAUCCAGACACUGUUCGGACUGGUCCUGGCAUUGAUUGACCCAGUACCGCAAGUCGGAAGAGAAGAGCACGAUGUGGCACGGUGGGCACAAAAGAUCCGCAUCGCGCAAAGAGCUAUUCCCGCAGUGCUGGGAACACUAGGUGUGGAUGGAAAGACCCUAGCGAGCAGCAUGGGCGCUUCACAUGCGAUGUUCGCGGGUGCAUUGGCAGGUGGAGCGUACCCUGAUCUCACGCAGACGGUCAUGGUGAUGGGAGAACAAACACUCGCGCCGGCAUUCGCAGAAUGGGAGCUGUCCUUGGCCAAGGCGCUGUACCACCUCGUCAUUCCAGGACUGCAGUUUUUGCUGGCGAUUAUGGUGGUCGACACGUGGCAAUACUUCCUCCACCGCGCCAUGCACAUGAACAAAUGGCUGUACACCAAGUUUCACAGCCGUCACCACCGGCUAUACGUUCCUUACGCAUACGGCGCGUUGUACAAUCAUCCAGUUGAGGGGUUCGCCUUGGACACACUCGGGACUGGGAUUGCAUACCUUGUGACGGGUAUGUCUGUUCGCCAAAGCAUGUGGUUCUUCACCAUGUCCACAAUCAAGACUGUCGACGACCACUGCGGCUACGCAUUCCCAUGGGAUCCACUUCAGCACAUUACCAGCAACAAUGCGGGCUAUCACGAUGUCCACCACCAGAGCUGGGGUAUCAAGACGAACUUCUCUCAACCAUUCUUCACUUUCUGGGAUUCGUUCCUUGGUACGAAGUGGACUGGUGGAGACGUCAGUGCGAGAUAUGAGCGAGCGAAGAUUGCUGCACAAAAGAAAGUCGACGAUGAAGCAGCGAGCUCUUCAAUCACGAACUCCACGCAUACCGAAACUUGCGACAUCAAGGCUUCACUUUAUCGUGGAUGGAUGACGUUUGCACGGCAACGAUUAAGGCGGCGGACUCUAUACUUCCUUCAAUACAUGGCAGCAGAUCCGUUCGUCUGA